CGAACUACUUUCGACUGGCGUCAAGCCUCAUUGCGUCAUUCGCCGCAAGAGGCGGCUCUCAUCUCCAGCCUCGAUUGUCAGCUGGACCUCCAAUUCCAGCCUGUCCCAUCAGCUCGUCAGCAGCCGCGGUGGGAUUCGAACCUUGGACGUGUGAUGGUCCAGACACGAGCUCAUCGACCACUCGACAACACACUUUUGAAGGCAAAGCCUGAAGCUUGCUUCAACAGUUGUCUUAGCGCCAUCAAGACGGAGUUCAAGGCCCGGCAGUUGAUUCAUCCUGGCCCAGUGGAGGACAGUCGUGAAUUGGCCCAUCUUGUAAUUGAGGCCGAAGCAGUUGCUGGCUCAAUGGGCAGCAAUUUUGGUGAAUCCGUGAUGAGUUUUCGGGGAAUUGUUUAUUAUGAAAAACUCCACGCAAAACAGAAUAAGCAAAGAAGGGCUAUUAUUUGUUGUCUUUCUGGCGAAUCAUCAUUUCUCGGAUAUGCAAAAGCUCAUCACGAAAGUAUUCGCAUCAUUAAGACAGUGCUUAGACGACCUUUUUCGUACACUCGAACAACCAAUUAA
This is a messenger RNA of Protopolystoma xenopodis, 561 nucleotides long. The record is from the annotation of a GenBank genome assembly. NCBI's taxonomy places the organism in Eukaryota, Metazoa, Platyhelminthes, Monogenea, Polystomatidea, Polystomatidae.